Molecule: messenger RNA, 6220 nt
Organism: Nerophis ophidion (straightnose pipefish)
Lineage: Eukaryota; Metazoa; Chordata; Actinopteri; Syngnathiformes; Syngnathidae
Gene: dclk1a
Product: doublecortin-like kinase 1a
Exons: 16
Coding region: 135-2282 (715 amino acids)
Biological process (GO): intracellular signal transduction; protein phosphorylation
Molecular function (GO): protein kinase activity; ATP binding
Source: RefSeq, a predicted model, not a curated record
AGGAGGAGGCAGCUUCCACUUCUCUCUCUCUCUCUCUCUCUCUCACACACACACACACACACACACACACCGCUGAAAGUGACGCUGGUGUCAUCGUGGAUCUCAUCUCUGUGGACAGCCUGGUGGGCCGCGCGAUGGACCCGGACACGGACACGGACAUGGAGCACUUCGACGAGCGGGACAAGGGCGAGCGUCACGGCCGCGCCAACGGCGUGCAGAGCCCGGCGCACAGCGCGCACUGCAGCCUCUUCCGCGCCCGCACCCUGCAGGCUCUCAGCGCCGAGAAGCGCGCCAAGAAGGUCCGCUUCUACCGCAACGGCGACCGCUACUUCAACGGCAUCGUCUACGCCGUCUCCGCCGACCGCUUCCGGACCUUCGACGCCCUGCUGGCCGACCUGACGCGCUCCCUGUCCGGCAACGUCAACCUGCCGCAGGGCGUCAGGACCAUCUACUCGCUGGACGGCAGCAGGCGCGUCACCGCCGUGGAGCAGCUGGUCGAAGGUGAGAGCUACGUGUGCAGCUCGCUGGAGGCCUACAAGAAGGUGGACUACACCAAGAACGUCAACCCCAACUGGUCGGUCAACGUGAAGGCGGCGGCGGCGGCCCGCGGUCCUGCGCCGCUGGGCAGCGCCGUGGCGACGGCGGAGAGCUGCAAGGACUUUGUGCGCCCCCGCCUGGUGACGGUGGUGCGCAGCGGGGUGAAGCCUCGCAAGGCGGUGCGGGUGCUGCUCAACAAGAAGACGGCGCGCUCCUACGAGCAGGUGCUGACCGACAUCACCCACGCCAUCAAGCUGGACUCGGGCGUGGUCAAGAAGAUCUACACGCUGGAGGGGAAACUGGUGACGUGUCUGCAGGACUUCUUCGGAGACGAAGACGUGUUUGUGGCCUGUGGACCUGAGAAGCUGCGCUACCAUGACGACCUGAUGCUGGAUGAGAGUGAGUGUCGCAUGAUGAGGCCCAUGAACUACGCCAAGAUGUCCGCCUCUUGGACUCGAGGCUCCCCCAGGACUCUGAUCCAGACCAGGCGCAGCAAGUCCCCCGCAUCUGUGAACGGGGCGCCCGCCAGUCUGAUGUCCACGCCGCGCACGGCGAAGACGCCCAGUCCCUCCCCCGCCAGCCCCGGCGGCCUCGGCCAGCGGCGGGGCUCACAGGGCUCGUCUGCCUCGUUGUCCUCCGAUCCAGUGUCCAGCCCGGCAGAUGGUGGCGAGGAAGUGGCGGCGGACCAUGUCCCGGCGGACCAUGUCCCGGCGGUCCCCUCCUACAUUUCGGAACGCUACGAAGUGGGUCGCAUGUUGGGCGACGGGAACUUCGCCGUGGUCCACGAGUGCGUGGAGCUCUCCACCGGGCGCCAUUACGCCCUGAAGAUCAUCAACAAGGGCAAAUGUCGAGGCAAGGAGCACAUGAUCCAGAACGAGGUGGCCAUCCUGCGGCGAGUCAAGCAUCCCAACGUGGUUCUGCUCAUCGAGGAGGUGGACACCUACAGCGAGCUCUACCUGCUCAUGGAGCUGGUGGAGGGGGGAGACCUUUUCGACGCCAUCACGUCCGCCAACAGAUACACGGAGAAGGACGCCAGCGGGAUGCUCUACGACCUGACCAAUGCCAUCAAAUACCUCCACAGCCUCAACAUCGUGCACAGGGACAUCAAGCCCGAAAACCUGCUGGUCUACGAGCAUGCAGACGGCAGCAAGAGCCUAAAACUGGGAGACUUCGGUCUGGCCACCGUGGUGGACGGACCGCUGUACACCGUCUGCGGCACGCCGACAUAUGUAGCGCCUGAAAUCAUCGCCGAGACGGGGUACGGGCUGAAGGUGGACAUCUGGGCGGCCGGCGUCAUCACCUACAUCCUCCUGUGUGGGUUCCCGCCUUUCCGAGGGAGCAGCGAGGACCAGGAAGUUCUGUUCGACCAGAUCCUGAUGGGCCAGCUGGAGUUCCCGCCCCCGUACUGGGACAACGUGUCCGAGGCCGCCAAGGAGCUGAUCCGGUCCAUGCUGGAGGUGGAGGUGGAUCCCAGGUACACGGCCUUGCAAGUGCUGGAGCAUCCAUGGGUCACCGAUGAAGGUCUUUGUGAAAACCACCACCAGCUGUCUGUAGCAGGGAAGAUCAAGAAGCACUUCAACAGCGACAACACGGACAACAUGGCGGUCAUCCCGUUGGACGGGAGCUUUUCUAUGCAGAGAUCCGGGUCCUUGGACCUCCACCAGCACCCGGCCAUGUACUGGAUAAGGCCGCCCCUGCUGAUAAGAAGAGGCCGUUUCUCCGACGAGGACGCCACCCGAAUGUGAUGCCCCCUCCAGGCUCCGCCUCCUCGCUGCCUAACCCCUGACCCCCUCGCCCAGCCCCCUCCCAUGUGACUCUGACGUCAUCUCCAUCGGCUCGGCCUGCUUUCUUCUCCGAGAAAGGACGACCGGGUCCAGGAAAGACAAUACAGCAAAAAAAAAAGAAAAGUUGGAUAGAACUUUCAAAGACGAAGGAAUGUUGGAACUUUUGACUCAUCCGAGUUGUGAUUCAUGCCCUCGUUGACGGUCGGAGCUGAGGAUGACACAUCUGCAAUACGGACAACUUCUUUCCUUUUUUUUUUAUUAUCUAGAAUAUGUAGUUCUCUUUUUCCAGGUGAGAAAUGUCGGGGAGGAACGUCGACAAACGUCGGGAUUUGUCGACGUGUCCGAAACCGAGACUCUCGGUGUCGUGACGUCGGAUCGUCGUGGCGACGACCCGACUCGAUGUGUAGCAAGCAUUGGAGCCGCGAUGCAAACGCAGUCAGACUGUAUCGAUGUGUCGUAACCUUGUUAGUAACGUGUCCUCAUUUCACCCUCACCGCGCCUCGUUAGCCCCGGCAGGCACGCCACGUUGAAGCAGCGUUGAAACAACGUUGAAACAAUGUUGAAAAAACGUUGAAACAACGUUGACAACUCAAACAUUUGACUUAUUUCAAUAGAAAUACAACGUUGAAAAAACAUGCUUUUUGACGACGUUUAAUCAAUGUUGGGUUCUGACGUUGAUUUGACCAUUGAUUUUUGGUCAUUUUCCAACCAAUAUCCUACAACACAAAUACAACGUUAAAACAUCGUUGUUUUUUUUGACGACGGUUAAUCAAUGUUGGGUUCUGACGUUGAUUUGACCGUUGAAUUUUAGUCAUUUCCCCAACCAAUAGUCUACAACACAAAUACAACGUUGAAACAACAUGCUUUCUGACAACAUUUAAUCAAUGUUGGGUUCCGACCUUGAUUUGACCAUUGAUUUUUGGGGAUUUUACAUCCAAUAUUCUACAACACAAAUACAAUGUUAAAACAACGUUUUUUUUGACGACGGUUAAUCAAUGUUGGGUUCUGACGUUGAUUUGACGUUGAAAUUUGGUCAUUUCCCAAACCAACAUUCUACAACACAAAUACAACGUAACCUCGUUUUGACAACAUUUAAUCAAUGUUGGGUUCUGACGUUGAUAUGACCAUUGAAUUUUGGUCAUUUCCCAAACCAACAUUCUACAACACAAAUACAACGUUAAAACAACAUGCUUUUUGACGACGUUUAAUCAAUGUUGGGUUCUGACGUUGAUUUGACCAUUGAAUUUUGGUCAUUUCCCAAACCAACAUUCUACAACACAAAUACAAUGUUAAAACAACUUUUUUUUUACGACGGUUAAUCAAUGUUGGGGUCUGACGUUGAUUUGACUGUUAAAAUUUGGUCAUUUCCCAAACCAACAUUCUACAACACAAAUACGUUAAAACAACAUGCUUUUUGACAUUGUUUAGUCAAUAUUGGGUUCUGACGUUGAUUUGACAUUGAAAUGUGGUCAUUUUACUAACUAAUAUUCUACAACACAAAUACAACGUUAAAACAACAUGCAUUCUGACAACGUUUAAUCAAUGUUGGGUUCUGACGUUGAUUUGACCAUCGAAUUUUGGUCAUUUUUCAACCAAUAUUCUACAACACAAAUACAACGUUGAAACAACAUUCUUUUUGACGUUUAAUCAAUGUCAGGUAGUGACCUUGAUUUGACUGUGGAUUUUUGGUCAUUUCCCAACUAAUAUUCUACAACACAAAUGCAAUGUUGAAACAACAUGCUUUUUGACAACAUUUAAUCAAUGUCAGGUUCUGACGUUGAUAUGACCAUUGAAAUUUGGUAAUUUCCCAACCAAUAUUCCACAACACAAACGUGUUUUCUGACAAUGUUUAAUUAAUGUUGGGUUCUGACGUUGAUUUGACCAUUGAAUUUUAGUCAUUUCCCAACCGAUAGUCUACAACACAAACACAACGUUGAAACAACAUGCUUUUUGACGAUGUUUAAUGAAUGUUGGGUUCUGAUGUUGAUUUGACCAUUGAUUUUUGGUCAUUUCCCAACUAAUAUUCUACAACACAAAUACAAUGUUGAAACAACAUGCUUUUUGACAACAUUUAAUCAAUGUUGGGUUCUGACGUUGAUUUGACCAUUAAAAUUUAGUCAUUUCCCAAACAAUAUUCAACAACACAAACACAACGUUGAAACAACAUGCCUUUUGAUGUUUAAUCAGUGUCAGGUUGUGACGUUGAUUUGACUGUGGAUUUUUGGUAAUUUCCCAACCAAUAUUCUACAACACAAAUACAACAUUGAAACAACAUGCUUUCUGACGACGUUUAAUCAAUGUUGGGUUCUGACGUUGAUAUGACCAUUGAUUUUUUUUUGGUCAUUUCCCAACCAAUAUUCUACAACACAAAUACAACGUUGAAACAACAUGCCUUUUGACGUUUAAUCAAUGUCAGGUUGUGACGUUGAUUUGACUAUUGAUUUUUUGGUCAUUUCUCAACCAAUAUUCCACAACACAAAAACAACGUUAAAACAACGUACUUUUUGACGACGUUUAAUCAAUGUUAGGUUCUGACGUUGAUUUGACCGUUGAAAUUUGGUCAUUUCCCAAACCAACAUUCUACAACACAAAUACAACGUUAAAACAAUGUUUUUUUUUACAACGGUUAAUCAAUGUUGGGUUCUGACGUUGAUUUGACUGUUGAAAUUUGGUCAUUUCCCAAACCAACAUUCUACAACACAAAUACAACGUUGAAACAACAUGCUUUCUGACGACGUUCAAUCAAUGUUGGGGUCUGACGUUAAUUCGACUAUUGAUUUUUGGUCAUUUCUCAACCAAUAUUCCACAACACAAAAACAACAUACUUUUUGACGACGUUUAAUAAAUGUUGGGUUCUGACGUUGAUUUGACCAUUGAAAAUUGAUCAUUUUCCAACCAAUAUUCAACAACACAAACACAACGUUGAAACAACAUGCCUUUUGACGUUUAAUCAGUGUCAGGUUGUGACGUUGAUUUGACUGUGGAUUUUUGGUAAUUUCCCAACUAAUAUUCUACAACACAAAUGCAACGUUGAAACAACAUGCUUUUUGACGACGUUUAAUCAAUGUUGGGUUCUGACGUUGAUAUGACCAUUGAAAUUUGAUAAUUUCCCAACCAAUAUUCCACAACGCAAACGUGUUUUCUGACAAUGUUUAAUUAAUGUUGGGUUCUGACGUUGAUUUGACCAUUGAAUUUUCGUCAUUUUCCAACCAAUAUUCUACAACACAAAAACAACGUUAAAACAUGCUUUCUGACAACGUUUAAUCAAUGUUGGGUUCUGACGUUGAUUUGACCGUUGAAUUUUAGUCAUUUCCCAACCAAUAUUCUACAACACAAAUACAACGUGCUUUCUGACAACGUUUAAUCAAUGUUGGGUUCUGACGUUGAUUUGACCGUUGAAUUUUGGUCAUUUUCCAACCAAUAUUCUACAACACAAAUACAACGUUAAAACAACGUUUUUUUUGACGACGGUUAAUCAAUGUUGGGUUCUGACGUUGAUUUGACCGUUGAAAUUUGGUCAUUUCCCAACCAAUAUUCUACAACACAAAUACAACGUUAAAACAACAUGCUUUUUGACAACAUUUAAUCAAUGUUGGGUUCUGACGUUGAUUUGACCGUUGAAAUUUGGUCAUUUCCCAAACCAACAUUCUACAACACAAAUACAACGUAACCUCGUUUUGACAACAUUUAAUCAAUGUUGGGUUCUGACGUUGAUUUGACCAUUGAAUUUUGGUCAUUUUCCAACCAAUAUUCUACAACACAAAAACAACGUGCUUUCUGACAACGUUUAAUCAAUGUUGGGUUCUGACAUUGACUUGACCAUUGAAUUUUAGUAAUUUCCCAACCGAUAGUCUACAACACAAAUACAACGUUGAAACAACAUUUUUUUUUAAGUUUAA